AUGGUGAAGGUGAUGGUGAAGGUGAUGGUGAAGGUGAAGGUGAUGGUGAAGGUGAAGGUGAUGGUGAAGGUGAAGGUGAAGGUGAAGGUGAAGGUGAAGGUGAAGGUGAUGGUGAAGGUGAUGGUGAAGGUGAAGGUGAUGGUGAAGGUGAAGGUGAAGGUGAUGGUGAAGGUGAAGGUGAUGGUGAUGGUGAAGGUGAAGGUGAUGGUGAAGGUGAAGGUGAUGGUGAAGGUGAUGGUGAAGGUGAAGGUGAUGGUGAAGGUGAAGGUGAAGGUGAUGGUGAAGGUGAUGGUGAAGGUGAAGGUGAUGGUGAAGGUGAUGGUGAAGGUGAUGGUGAAGGUGAAGGUGAUGGUGAAGGUGAAGGUGAAGGUGAAGGUCGUGCCUGGGAUUUAUGGCACAAACGCCUCCGAGUUGUUUUACAAGGAAUGCCGAGCCUCGGAUCACUGCCUGGGAGGUUAUCUGACGGUCAGCAUCGAGCCGCUGCCGCCGGUGGUGGUGGGAGACGCCGUCACCCUCAAAUGCAACUUCAAAACCGACGGGAAAAUGCGGGAGAUCGUCUGGUACCGGGUCACUGACGGCGGCACCAUCAAGCAGAAGAUCUUCACCUUCGAUGCCAUGUUUUCCACCAACUUUUCCCAGAUGGAAAACUACCGGAAGCGGGAAGACCUCGUUUACCAAUCCACCGUGCGCCUUCCCGAGGUCCGGAUCUCGGACAACGGUCCCUACGAGUGCCACGUCGGGAUCUACGACCGAGCCACGCGGGAGAAGGUGGUCCUGGCAUCCGGGAACGUGUUCCUGAACGUGAUGGCUCCCCCGACGUCCAUCUCGGUGCUGGCCGCCGACACCCCGGCGCCCUUCAGCCGCUACCAGGCGCAGAACUUCACCCUGGUGUGCGUGGUGUCCGGCGGGAAGCCCGCGCCCCUGGUGUACUUCAAGAGGGACGGGGAGCCCAUCGAGGCCACCCCGAUGCCGGAGCCGCCGGCCGGCGCCGGCAUCUGGGCCCCCCGGAACCUCCCGCAGCGCGACCUGGACGACACCAAACCACCGGAAUCGCCGGCCGCCGACGGCCAGCGGGGAGCGGGGAUCGCCUUCCCCACUCCGGAUCCGCCGCGGGGGCUGGCGGCCGAGCGGGAUUGGGUGACGGAGAGCAUUCCCGAGACGGUGGUGAGCCGGGAAUUCCCGCGCUGGGUGCACGUGGCCGAGCCCAUCUAUUACCUCCGGCACACGCAGGCGCCCGUCAGCGACGGCACGGUGGAGGCCCGCGCCACGCUCACCUGGACCCUGAACCCGCAGAUCGACAACGAGGCGCUCUUCAGCUGCGAGGUCAAGCACCCGGCGCUCUCCAUGCCCAUGCAGUCCGAGGUCACGCUCGUUGCUCCCAAGGGUCCGAAGAUCACGAUGACCCCGACGAGGGCGCGCGUGGGGGACACGGUGCGGAUCCUGGUGCAGGGCUUCCAGAACGAGGUGUUCCCGGAGCCGCUCUUCACCUGGACGCGGGUGGGGAGCCGGCUCCUGGACGGCAGCGCGGAGCACGACGGGAAGGAGCUGGUGCUGGAGCGCGUCCCGGCCGAGCUCAACGGCUCCAUGUACCGCUGCACGGCCCAGAACCCGCUGGGCUCCACCGACACCCACACCCGCCUCAUCGUCUUCGAAAACCCCAACAUUCCCAGGGGACCAGAAGACUCCAACGGUUCACUUCCCGGCCACUGCGGCUUCAGACUCGUCUUGGCGCUCACCCUGACAGUGAUCCUGGAGCUCACGUGAAGCUUCACCGCCUCUUCCUUCUCCUCUUCCACCUCCAUCCAUCCGGCUCCUCCCGGCAUUCCCGCCUCCAACCGUCGGGCUUCCCGCUCUCUUUUUUUUGUUUUCUAUACUCUCGACACAGUCUCGGUCUCUUUCCGUGUCUCGGCUUCCUCAGACGAUCGAAUAAAAGGGAAAAAGGAAAACCUC
Hirundo rustica (Barn swallow) is the source of this 1950-nucleotide messenger RNA. RefSeq names its product immunoglobin superfamily member 21 (gene IGSF21). NCBI's taxonomy places the organism in Eukaryota, Metazoa, Chordata, Aves, Passeriformes, Hirundinidae. Bases 1 to 1764 code for a protein of 587 amino acids. The transcript is spliced from 13 exons. Gene Ontology annotation, biological process: heterophilic cell-cell adhesion; homophilic cell-cell adhesion. The record is from RefSeq and is a predicted model, not a curated record. Gene Ontology annotation, cellular component: adherens junction.